AUGUUUUUCCGAGGCUUGGGGAAUGUGUAUUGCUCCGGCAGCCUUAACCACGCUUGUAAACGGCCGAAUUGUCGAUGUCGAGGUGUCGUUUUUCCGUAAAUUGCCCGCUGCCAGCCCGCAGUCUCUUGCUAUUGUGCUGGACCGGAGGGCAACUGAAUGUGCAGGAAGAUGCUGCGCCCCGGAACCUGAAUGGUCCGUCCGGGCGCGUUGUGGGGCUCUGCUCUACGGCCCGCUGGUCUAGCCAAGGGCAGCUUGGAUAAGGGUGCAUCCACAAAGAAAGAGGAACCUGAUGCAACGAGCAACGGAGAGGAUAAACCAGAUGGAGACAAAGAGAUAGCAGCCAGACUGGCCUCUUCCCCUCCAGCGGAGACGAUGCUAAACGGCACCGAAUGUGACGACAGGAGGCACAAGAGCCCGACACACGGCUCCGCCACCGCCAACAAGACUUUACUGCUGGCGACUGAGAACGGCCUGUCAGACACGGAGCCGCCACACGGCUCCGUUACUGGAAGCAAUGGAUUUAUUCUCACUAAGCCGCAGCAGGAAGGCGGCUCUGCAGCGGGGCCAGGUUCGGGAGCUCCCCCCCACAGGACUAACUGGUUGCCUUCGGGCUCACCGACAGGGGGACACACGGCCAAAUCUCCCCCGGGCUCGGCGACUGGCGGCGCACCGAGUUCAUGUGCACUAAGGACUGACCCCAGCACGGGGACUACGUCGGGUCGGGAGACCCCAGACACUAAGAAUGGCACCGCCUCGUCUCCUGCCCCGCCUCCAGCACCCGUCACCAUACACAGAGCGCGCAAGACCAUGUCCAGACCUGCUGUCAGCCCGGCACAAAAGCUUCUUAACAGGGAAUUAAGAGAAGCAAAGAGUGCCAAAAUGGAGAAAAUGGAGACUCCUGUUGCACCUGAUGCUCCAAAAUCCUUGCAGCAACCCUCCGCGCCGAACCAUCUACCUCAGAGUCCGCCGGAUACGCUAGCUUCAGCACAAACUGCUUCAUUGGAUUCACCAGCACCUCCUCCAGCUCCCGUGGCCCCUCCGGCUUCUCCAGCUCCCGCGACACCUCCGGCUCCUCCGGCAGCCCCUGAGACUCCGGCAGCCCUUGAGACUCCGGCAGCCCUUGAGACUCCUCCAGCCCUUGAGACUCCUCCAGCCCCUGAGACUCCUCCAGCCCCUGAGACUCCUCCAGCCCCUGAGACUCCUCCAGCCCCUGAGACUCCUACAGCCCCCUCGGCUCCUUCAGCCCCAGCCAAGCUCCAACUAGGUCCCUACUCAGGAGGGUUGUCAUCCCGUAAGAAGAAGAGGAGGAUGGGAAUGUACAGUCUGGUUCCCAAGAAGAAAACCAAAGUGCUUCGGCAGAGAAGUGUGCUGGAAAUGUUUAAGGAGCUACAGCAGUCUGCCAAGAGCCCGCAGACUAAAGAGGUAGCAAACCUAAAUGGGGAGAAGGUGGAAAAUGUGUCCGAGGAGGAAGAGUCGGAGGAGGUGGAGUCUGAGGAAGAGGAGCGACGGCAGCCAAAAGAAGAACCUAUCUGUGCUGCACAGGAAGCAGCAUCUGAAACCAUCUCUCAGGUGGGAGAGGAGCAGGAGUCUGAAGAGUCUGGAGAAGAAGAGGGAGAGGAGGAGGGCACAGAGUCUGACUUGAGCACAGAGUCCAGUCUGAAGAAGAAGUUGAAAAAGAAAAUAAAGAGGGACAGCGCGUGGCUCAGGCCGUCUAGGAAACGGAAGAGGAGGAUAAAGGCCAAAGAACUGGAGGCGGGGGAUCCAGCUCGCGCCCAGGCAGGCGUUGGGAAGGAGUGCACGCAGUCUGUCAUCCUCAACAAGCCCCAAGAGCCGGCGCUUCGCUCACAGAACAAAGACGCUCCAGGGUCAGCCAUGGAGGAGGUUCAGGAGCUUCCGCUCUGCAGCUGCCGCAUGGAGACACCCAAGAGUCGAGAGAUUCUCACCCUGGCAGACAAGAAGUGCAUGGCCACAGAGAGCGUCGACGGACAGCUGACCCGCUGCCAGGGCGCCAUAUUGAAACACGAAAUGAUGCGUCCCUCCAACUCUGUUCAGCUGCUGGUUCUGUGCGAGGACCACCGCAACGGCAUGGUGAAACACCAGUGCUGCCCCGGCUGUGGCUUCUUCUGCAGGGCUGGGACCUUCAUGGAGUGCCAACCAGACCCCAGCAUCUCCCACCGUUUCCACGGUGCGUGUGCCUCGAUGCUGAAAGGUCAAAGCUUCUGUCCCCACUGUGGAGAGGAGGCCAGCAAGGCCAAGGAGGUCACCAUCGCCAAGGCCGACACCACCUCCACCGUGCCCUCCACGCUCGCACACGGACCCGCCACGCCUGGGAUCCCCGAGGGCCGAGCAGACACCACCACUGGCAGCUCAUCUCGUCUGGCUGCGGGGGCUGAAGUCAGCGGCAGGGCCGACAGCUCGCUGUCCAAUCGCUCGGCCCAGGGGCUCGACGCCUUUGCUGUUCCUGGGUCAUCCAGGACCGCGUCACUGCUGGCUGGGGCGGGGACCUCUGUCCCACCUGCAGUCCCUCAAGGAGCAGCUAGAGAGACUCUAGAGAGCAUCCUGGUAGCACUCGACACAGAGAAGCCCAAGAAGCUGCGUUUUCACCCCAAACAACUUUACCUCUCGGCCAAACAGGGAGAACUCAAGAAGGUUGUGCUCAUGUUGGUGGAUGGUAUCGACCCUAACUUUAAGAUGGAGUCUCAGAACAAACGCACGCCGCUCCACGCUGCAGCUGAAGGAGGAUACAAAGACAUCUGCCACAUGCUCGUACAGGCCGGCGCGAACGUGGACAUGUGUGACGAAGAUCAGCGGACGCCACUGAUGGAGGCCUGUGAGAACAACUACAUGGAAACGGUCCAGUACCUGCUGAGAGCUGGAGCCAGCGCCACACACAAGGAUGUUGAAGGAUUCACGUGUCUCCACCUAGCGGCAAAGUCUGGCCAUUACAGCAUCGUUGAGCACAUUCUGUCCACAGGAUUGAUCAACAUCAACUGUCAGGAUGAUGGAGGUUGGACAGCCAUGAUCUGGGCGACUGAGUACAAGCACGUGGACCAGGUGAAGCUGCUUCUGUCCAAAGGAGCCGACAUCAGCAUCAGGGACAAGGAAGAGAACAUCUGCCUUCACUGGGCAGCGUUCUCAGGCAGCGUGGAGAUCGCCGAGCUGCUCCUGAACGCCCGCUGCCACCUGCAGGCUGUCAACAUCCACGGAGACUCCCCUCUACACAUCGCCGCUCGGGAGAAUCGCUUAGAAUGUGUCACGCUUUUCCUGACUCGAGGAGCUGAUGUGUUUCUGAAGAACCGCGAGGGAGAGACUCCUCCAGACUGCUGCAGCCACAACUCCAAGGCCUGGGCGGCGCUGCAGGCCAACAGGAGGGAGAGGGACGCCAACAACGCCAGGCUCGCUCGAGCAGAGGAGAAAGUCCUUCACAGUGACAUAGCUCUGGGGCAGGAGAGAGUUCCCCUUCCCUGUGUCAACUCUGUGGACAGUGAACCUUACCCAGACGACUACAAAUACAUCCCUGAAAACUGUGUCACCUCCCCCAUGAACAUCGACAGGAACAUAACCCACUUACAGUACUGUGUUUGCAAAGAAGACUGUUCGACAAGUAUCUGCAUGUGUGGACAACUCAGUCUGCGGUGCUGGUACGACAAGAGUGGUCGUCUUCUACCUGAAUUCUGCCGUGAGGAGCCUCCUCUCAUCUUUGAGUGUAACCAUGCAUGCUCCUGUUGGAGGACCUGCAAGAACCGCGUAGUGCAAAAUGGACUCAGGACCAGGCUUCAGCUCUUCAGGACCAGUAAGAAGGGCUGGGGUGUCCGAGCAGUACAAGACAUACCACAGGGGACCUUUGUGUGCGAGUACGUGGGGGAGAUCAUCUCCGAAGCAGAAGCAGAGAUGAGGCAGAUUGACACCUACCUGUUCAGCCUGGACGAUAAGCCACAAGAUCUAUACUGCAUCGAUGCUCGUUUCUAUGGAAACAUCAGUCGCUUCCUCAAUCACAUGUGCGAGCCCAAUUUGUUUGCCUGUCGAGUGUUCACGACGCACCAGGACCUUCGUUUCCCACACAUUGCCUUCUUUGCCAGUGAAAACAUCAAGGCUGGAGAGGAGCUUGGAUUUAACUACGGCGACGACUUCUGGGAAGUCAAAAGCAAGCUGUUCAGCUGCGAGUGCGGCUCGUCCAAGUGCAAGUACUCGUCCGCGGCGAUGGCGUCGCUGCAGGCCGACAGCACCCCGGAGAACCAGCAGCAGCCCAGCGCGUCUCCUGACACCAGCUCUUCCACCAGUCCCUCCAGCCCCUCCUAAAGCCGCCGCGCCGCCACACUACACUUCGCCUACACGUACACGAGGACGGCUGUCUCCAUCCUCCUCGAACUUUAAACUUUUUUUUUUAAUCCGUGAACUCGUACUGUAUCUUCACUUCUGAUAUAAAAACCAUGGACCUUCACGAGAACCCGUACAACGUCGUCACACGGAACCAGAUGCACAAUCGAAUCCUGGAAGAGCUUCCUGCUCCUUUUUAUUCCACCUCGUGUAACAUGAACAGCAGGGGGGGCAGCGGCGCAUCACGCACAGCAAAUCACAGGGACAGUAAACACGUCUUCACAUUUCAUACUUAACUUUACUGCGAAGGAGAACUGUGCAUUUUGUCCUUUUUAUUUGUUUCUCUUUUUUUAAUUGUUUGAAUUGUUGAAUGGCUUUUCUUAUCGAGUCAUGAUCAAGGAACUUUUUUGGGGGGGGUGGGGGGUGAGGGUAGCAUUGUCUUUUGCAAAGACAACCUCAGCAUACAGCUGAGUUUCACUUGUUUUGGCCUCUGCGGUCAGUUAUCAUGAACCAUUCCUGGCAAAAUGAGAUAAAUAUCCAACUAUGUUGCCACUUCUUUGUCACUUCAUCUUUGUUGCAGUGUUUGAACGCAUGCACCAUCAUAGUUGAUUAUGAACUGAUGAAUUAACUGAAAUAAUAGGAAAGACAAACACAUGGUGCAAAAGUUUUUUUUUUUUUUAUUUGAUACUCAAGCGGGUAUAGAGAAAGAUGCUGUUCCAUUCCUCAAAAAUGAGGUGUUUCUAGUCUGAAUGAAUUGAGCCUUUUUAUUAAGCAUGUUUAAGGGGGAUCGUGUCAGACAUUUUGCCACAGUUGAGCAAAAAUUUAUUGAUUUAAAUUGAAGUGGAGUUAAAAAAAAAAAAUGAGAAAAUGGUGCUGUCAAAGGUUUUUACUUUUUGUUUUGAUUUUUUUAUUACCCAAGUGAACAUAGUUUGUAAGAUAAGAGAAUGUUUAAAGUUUUUUAUUUGUUUUAUUUUAACUCCAGUUUUCUAAUCGUAGUUACUGUAGGCUAUUUUUAAUUUUUGUUUUCACGAUUUUGCCGACAGAAGCCAACCCGUCUUUUUAAAUGUUGUCAGUAAAGCAGUGACUGUUGUGCAAAGUCUUGGAAGAUAUAAACAAAAACAAAAAGGUUAUAAAAAAUGCACUUCAUAAAGUUCUGUUACAUAUUUCUGGACCGUGAACCAUCCAUCUAAUUGGUUGUAUCUUUUUCAAUAAAUUUACUACUAAUGCAUUUAUUCUGA
Molecule: messenger RNA, 5555 nt
Organism: Perca flavescens (yellow perch)
Lineage: Eukaryota; Metazoa; Chordata; Actinopteri; Perciformes; Percidae
Gene: ehmt1b
Product: euchromatic histone-lysine N-methyltransferase 1b
Exons: 26
Coding region: 190-4299 (1369 amino acids)
Biological process (GO): peptidyl-lysine dimethylation; negative regulation of transcription by RNA polymerase II
Cellular component (GO): nucleus; chromatin
Molecular function (GO): p53 binding; histone H3K9 methyltransferase activity; zinc ion binding
Source: RefSeq, a predicted model, not a curated record